AUGCUCGGCUACGAAGAGGCUAAAGAACGCUCGCUGUACCUGAUCGUUCAGACUCAGGUUAUUCAGGACGAUGUAAAGGGAUUCCAGGAUAAUUUCUUCAAGCUCUGCCGUGCUGCCAAGGAGACGGUCGAGGCCACACUCAAGAAGAAUGGAAUGAAUAGCAUGGAAGAGCUCUUCAAUAAGGCAAUGGCUGAAUUGCCUAAGGAGGAGGCUGAGAAGUACAGAAAGACAAUCGAGGAGCUCAAACCCAAAGGUGUCUUGGACAUGAUCAAGCAUCCGGAACUGAGGGACGCUCUUGAUGCAGCAAUCUGGUUGGGAGACUUCAUGGCGUCUAUGGCAGCCUUUUCAUAUGCAUCGAGAAUCAAGGCCGGAUUGCAGCUUGAAUCGGAAGCAUUUGCGAAAUUGGGUCCAUCGUAUUCUAGAGUCGCCGUUAACAGGGCCAUGGCGGAGGAGGCAACCCUUGCGCUUAGGGAGGCUGCAUCCGGAAAGCUCACCACGGAGGCGUUCGCGGCCCUCGCCAAGAAGUUCAAUGAGCAGACUGGCAAAGAGAUCUCAACCGUUGCCGAACGGCGUAUGCUCGAAUGGGAUGCAGAGCAGCUUUCAAAAUUUUCUGCAGCCGAGGAGAAGCUCGCACUGAAUGGGUUGAGUGAUGCAGAGAAGGUCGCGGCUGAAACGGCAGCUGGGGCAAGGGGGAUGGUCAGAAGUGGAAUUUACGGGUUGAUCGCAAUGGCCGUUAUCAUGGGUGCUACUUGGGCUUAUAGGGAGUACCAAGAGCACCAGAUGGCCGAAAAGAUGAAGGACGGAAUCCAGCAGCUCGCCACAGGUCGUCUCUAUGCUCACCAGGCCAAGCUCACGGCGCAGGCCUAUACAUCUCUACCUACCAUCAUCGAGGAUAUUGCUGACGCUUUCGAUGAACACGAUACCCAGGAGCUGAACAAGAAGCUUGACAAGUUCGUACUUAAGUCGAGAAAGCUGGUGCCGAGUGAAGACCUGAAGGCUAGCUUUGACCAGCUUCGUGAGGGUGACAAGGCGCAGAACCAGAAACUUGGGGAUGAUCCUGAGCUAGAGGACAUUAUCAGAAUACAUAAGGAGAAGGCGGAAGCGCUCAAGCAGACGAAGUAA
Molecule: messenger RNA, 1122 nt
Organism: Colletotrichum lupini
Lineage: Eukaryota; Fungi; Ascomycota; Sordariomycetes; Glomerellales; Glomerellaceae
Exons: 9
Coding region: 1-1122 (373 amino acids)
Source: RefSeq, a predicted model, not a curated record